This is a messenger RNA of Erinaceus europaeus (western European hedgehog), 7755 nucleotides long. RefSeq names its product dynamin 3 (gene DNM3). Lineage: Eukaryota; Metazoa; Chordata; Mammalia; Eulipotyphla; Erinaceidae. Gene Ontology annotation, molecular function: GTP binding; microtubule binding; GTPase activity. The record is from RefSeq and is a predicted model, not a curated record. The transcript is spliced from 21 exons. The coding region runs from base 168 to 2777 and encodes 869 amino acids. Gene Ontology annotation, cellular component: microtubule; membrane; cytoplasm.
CGCGCUGCAGGCCGUUAGCUGUCAGGCACCGAGCGGCGGGCGGGCUGUAGGAUCUGCUCUUUUGCAGGUUCGCGUCCCUGAGGGUCCACUCCUGCGCAGCGGCAGCCCGGGCAGCUUGGUUUCGACUCCCGGGCAGGUAGCAGCAGUGGAUAGGGAGCCGCUGCAGGAUGGGGAACCGGGAGAUGGAGGAGCUAAUCCCACUGGUGAACAGGCUGCAGGACGCCUUCGCAGCGCUGGGGCAGAGCUGCCUGCUGGAGCUGCCGCAGAUCGCCGUGGUGGGCGGCCAGAGCGCCGGCAAGAGCUCGGUGCUCGAGAACUUCGUGGGCAGGGACUUUCUCCCUAGAGGGUCCGGCAUCGUAACAAGAAGGCCUCUUGUGCUGCAGCUUGUCACUUCUAAAGCAGAAUAUGCUGAAUUCCUGCACUGCAAAGGGAAAAAGUUUACUGAUUUUGAUGAGGUCCGCCACGAGAUUGAAGCUGAAACAGACCGGGUGACAGGGAUGAACAAAGGCAUUUCCUCUGUCCCCAUUAACUUACGUGUCUAUUCUCCACAUGUGUUAAAUCUAACCCUUAUCGACCUACCUGGAAUCACUAAAGUGCCCGUGGGAGAUCAGCCACCAGAUAUCGAGUAUCAGAUCCGGGAAAUGAUCCUGCAGUUCAUCACAAGGGAGAACUGUCUGAUUCUGGCUGUCACCCCAGCCAACACGGAUCUUGCCAACUCAGAUGCGCUAAAGCUGGCUAAGGAAGUCGAUCCUCAAGGUCUGAGAACCAUUGGAGUCAUCACCAAAUUGGAUCUGAUGGAUGAAGGAACAGAUGCCAGGGAUGUUUUAGAGAAUAAACUGCUGCCUCUCCGCAGGGGUUACGUUGGGGUGGUGAACAGAAGCCAGAAAGACAUUGAUGGGAAGAAGGACAUUAAGGCUGCCAUGUUGGCAGAGAGGAAGUUCUUUCUCUCACAUCCAGCUUACCGGCAUAUUGCUGAUCGGAUGGGGACACCACACCUGCAGAAGGUCCUCAAUCAGCAACUCACCAACCACAUUCAAGACACCCUCCCAAACUUCCGGAAUAAACUCCAGGGACAGCUGCUCUCUAUUGAACAUGAGGUAGAAGCCUACAAAAACUUCAAGCCUGAAGACCCCACCCGGAAGACUAAAGCCUUAUUGCAGAUGGUUCAGCAAUUUGCUGUGGACUUUGAAAAACGAAUUGAAGGAUCGGGGGAUCAAGUAGAUACCCUGGAGCUCUCAGGGGGUGCGAAAAUCAAUCGUAUUUUCCAUGAACGCUUCCCUUUUGAGAUAGUAAAGAUGGAGUUCAAUGAGAAGGAAUUGCGGAGGGAAAUAAGCUAUGCAAUCAAAAACAUACACGGCAUCAGGACAGGGUUGUUUACUCCAGACAUGGCAUUCGAAGCAAUAGUCAAAAAGCAAAUCGUGAAGCUGAAAGGGCCUUCUUUGAAGAGUGUCGACCUAGUGAUGCAGGAACUGAUCAAUACUGUCAAAAAGUGCACCAAAAAACUGGCAAACUUCCCCAGACUCUGUGAGGAAACAGAAAGGAUAGUCACCAACCACAUCCGGGAGCGAGAAGGGAGGACGAAGGAUCAGGUCCUGCUGUUGAUAGACAUUCAAGUCUCCUACAUCAACACCAACCAUGAAGAUUUCAUUGGCUUUGCAAAUGCUCAGCAGAGGAGCAGUCAGGUUCACAAGAAAACCACAAUUGGAAAUCAGGGAACCAAUCUUCCGCCUUCAAGGCAAAUUGUGAUCCGAAAAGGCUGGCUCACCAUCAGCAACAUCGGCAUCAUGAAAGGAGGCUCUAAGGGAUACUGGUUCGUGCUUACUGCUGAAAGCUUGUCCUGGUAUAAAGAUGAUGAGGAAAAAGAGAAGAAAUAUAUGCUUCCUUUGGACAACCUGAAAGUUCGGGAUGUAGAAAAGAGUUUUAUGUCUAGCAAGCACAUCUUUGCACUCUUUAACACAGAACAGAGGAAUGUAUACAAAGACUAUCGCUUCCUUGAGCUGGCAUGUGACUCCCAGGAGGAUGUCGACAGCUGGAAGGCAUCGCUGCUAAGAGCUGGGGUUUAUCCAGAUAAAUCUCUAACUGAAAAUGAUGAGAAUGGCCAGGCAGAAAACUUUUCCAUGGACCCCCAACUGGAGAGACAAGUGGAAACCAUUCGCAACCUCGUUGACUCCUACAUGUCGAUCAUCAACAAAUGUAUUCGAGACCUGAUUCCAAAAACGAUAAUGCACCUUAUGAUCAAUAAUGUGAAAGACUUUAUCAAUUCUGAGCUGCUGGCCCAGCUGUACUCCUCUGAGGACCAAAGUACACUGAUGGAGGAAUCUGUUGAGCAGGCCCAGCGCAGGGACGAGAUGCUACGGAUGUACCAGGCCCUGAAGGAAGCCCUGGCUAUCAUUGGUGACAUCAACACUGCCACCACCUUCACCCCUGCCCCACCCCCUGUGGAUGACUCCUGGAUCCAGCACUCCCGCAGGUCACCUCCUCCAAGCCCCACCACCCAAAGAAGGCCGACGCUGAGCACCCCCCUCCCUCGCCCCACCUCUGGUCGAGGACCGGCUCCCGCCAUUCCCUCCCCAGGCCCCCACUCAGGGGCACCCCCAGUUCCUUUCCGGCCUGGUCCAUUACCUCCUUUCCCCAGCAGCAGCGACUCAUUCGGAGCCCCUCCACAGGUCCCCUCUCGGCCCACCAGGGCUCCUCCUAGUGUCCCCAGCCGGAGACCACCCCCCUCACCAACUCGUCCCACUAUAAUCCGCCCACUAGAAUCAUCCCUGUUAGACUAAACCGAAUGUCUGGCCUGGCCACUAAUCACCAAUGAAUCAUGCAAGAGCAACAUGUGUGAUGGUCAUGGCAGCACUGGGUGUGUCAUGAGUGAUGGCGUGUGUGGACACCAAUAGGCAAGUAAUCAGUCUCCCUCCCGCACACAUCUCCCAUCUCUGUGCUCAUGGCAUGGCAAGAUUUUAGGGUUUGACUCUUGGAAACUGCUGAACCUUUGAGUUUUUUAUGUAGAAUUUGUUGAGCUAGGUUCACAGCCCGGUACCUUGGGGAAUAUUUGCCCACCCCAGAACCUAUUUGACAUGGUUUUGGACACAUUUCCCAAGUUACGCAACAGGGAUCUCAUGAAAUAUAAUUCUUGAGAGAUAAGAAAUGGUGAGUUCACACCUAAGCCAUACAUAGUGACUUUCCCACAUUCUGUGUCUGUUAACAAAUUAUAUUGUCUGUUAAGUAAUGUUUCUGCCUGUGCCACAAUUACCUCCAUAGAUCUGCUUUCCUUCCUCUUUAUUUUGUAAGACUCCUAUGAAGUAAUUUUUUUUUAUCAGGGUUCCUUAAAAGUACAACUUUUCCAGAAGGACAAGGCAGUUUACAAAGGAAAAGUUAAUAUGUUGCUUAUUCUAGAGAGUUUCUCCUUCUAGUGUGUUUUGCUUCAUACUGGACUCAUAUUCAACAGUCAAAAACUUGCUGUUCAGUAACUGGUCAAUGAUAUUAGUUUCAGAAUUCAAGAAAGAAGCAAAAUAUCAUAUCUCUAGAAAAGCCUGGAAAAUAUAUACUUUCUUUAUUCACUUAUAUAUUCUCUUCCUCAUAGGUUACAGUGAAGGCUGAUGUGGAAAAUACUUAUUUUUCAUACUGAUAUUAUUUCUCUCUUUGCCAACUAAUAUGUAGUCCCCCUAUAUAAGAACUUGCCCUCCCUUUAAAAGAGCUUAGGUGUUCUUAAUACAUCUCAAGUUUUGCUUUGAGAAACCAAACUUAAAGAAUGAUUCCUAGAUGGCGCAAAGCGCAAGGACUGGCAUCAGGAUCCCGGUUCGAGCCCCCGGCUCCCCACCUGCAGGGGAAUCACUUCACAGGCGGUGAAGCAGGUCUGCAGGUGUCUCUCUUUCUCCCCUCCUCUCUGUCUUCCCCUCCUCUCUCCAUUUCUCUCUGUCCUACCCAACAACAACGACAUCAACAACAACAAUAACUACAACAAUUUAAAAAAGAAGAAUGAUGCCUAGAAUGGAAAGAAAAUUCAAGUGUUUAAUAAGAGAUAUCCUGGGUCCAAGUAAAGCCCUACUUUCACAGUUGUACAACUUCAUAGUCUCUCUCUCUCUCUCUCUCUCUCUCUCUCUGACUCACACUUGAAAAUGGUAUUAAAACAUCCAGAUCUAAAGCAAAUGGGCAAUUUAUAACAUUUUUAUGAAAUCUAAAAAAAAGCCAUUUAGCCUGGGGGUUAAUCGUUCAUUCUUGAAGCUGAGUUUUGGACAACCUAGGACCAGAUGAUUAGCAUGAAGGAAAUGGCCAGAAGCCAACUGGAAUUUGUCUGAUAACUGUUCCCAGACAGCAGCCUCAAGUAUUCACUGAAUAGUGGGGUCCCAUGACACUACUUCAUAUUUUGCAGAGGUAAAUCAGGUUUCACCAACUGAACUGUCUACCUUUGAAAGCAGCAAACAUGAUUUGUAUGUUAGUUUAACUUUAAUUUCCUGUGUAGUUUAGACCCAAAGCAGACACUCAUAAAGUAUGGAGUAAAAGCUCUUAGUCAUUAUUAAAAAAAGAGAACUAACUAAGUUAAAUGGCAUUGUGUUGAGUUUGUUCUAGCGGGCAGAGCUAACUCACUCACUUAUAAUGGACAAAUAAAAUGAAAUUAUGAGAUUUAGAAAAAGAACAUUUAAAUUCUAAGAGGGGAAUUGUAUAAAGAACACCAUCCUAAAUCUUCUCUUAUCCUACUUUUUUCUUAUUGGGAAAAAUACUGGCUUUUUGAGAAUGAAACAAGAUACCUACUAUAUUUUAAAAAUCAGCAUCACAGCUAAAUGGAAAUGUGUUAACUAAACUUCCAAAGCAAAAUGAAUAAUCUGCAGUGAUAUCUUUUCAUAAAAUCCCCUCUCUUUAGGAUUUCCUCUGCUUCUUCCUUUGAGUUCUCUCAAAUAGACAGCUAGCAGAUUAUAUACUUCAGGGUUCAGCUUUGUGCUAAAUGUGGUUUUGCAUUUUGCUGUAUUUCAAAUUUUCCCUUCUGUUAAAGGAAAAUGUUACAGAGAACUGCUAGUGUGUUCUUAGAUCAGCACUAACCAUGUCAAAGAAAACUGGAGAUUUUUUUCCCAAGUUUCUUUCCACUGAAUUUAUGCAGUCAUAAACAAGAGUGCUUGUCAUCUUUGGCUUUUGCUCUCAGAUUAUAAUUCCAGAGUUUCACUGUCCCGAUUGUCUCACUUUGUGGGUACAUUUCAUUCAGUUUUUCUUCCAACUUAAUUCUAAUAGAAACCAGCCUCUCGGAAUUUGAGCAGUCGUGCUGGAUAUGUUCAGCUUGUUGCACUCAUACACUCUAGUAAUUGUAAUUAAUCCCACUUCCCAAAGGGUUUGCAUCUCACUAAAAAGAGAUGGCCAUGUGAAUGGAAUUGGAAGCUCUAGGACUUCUAAGAAUAUUCUAGGAAUAGAGCUCACUGAGCUUUCUCAGCAUCUUCCAUAGCAUUCUAAUCUUUUGUGUAACUUAACAGAUUUCUCUGAUAUUGUCUACACAAUAUAUGUAGCCCCAUCACAUCUAGUAUAAUAGAAUAAAAUAGAAUAAAGCAUUCAGUGUUUUAGUAUUUGGAAAAGUAACACGUAUUUAUAUGACAGGUAAAUAUUUUAUUGUCAUAUGCGAAAUCUUGCAUGCUUAGUGACUAAUUCGAAUAGUCAUUUACUCAAUUGUGGACACUAUUAUUAUACUAGUAUUGAUUUAGAACAGAUAUGUUGCAUUUAUGGAAAUCACCUACCAAGAUUACUCUUCUGAAUAUUGCUUUUUAGCUGUGUUUUGUAACAUAGAAGAGCAAUAAGGUCUGUCUAUGAACUCAUUCAAAUACAAACUUCUUGUAUUCCGAACAUAAUGAAACCAGCUCCUGUGCUAUAAAUCUUCUGACUUAGAAUUUAAAGUAGUUAUAUGGAUUAAUUUUAUGACUUUCUAGUGUUGACUGUAGCCAUAAUGCUCAAAUAUGAAAUGGGACCUAAUACCAGUAUUUGUUAAAUGUUGUUUUUUUCUGUGUAUAAAUACAUUUUUAUGCAUGUAUAUCUAUAUACACCAUAUCUACAUAGUAAGUUCUUUUCUGUAAGUUACAUGGGUUUUGUGUCCCUUUGAGUAGGAAAGUUGAAAAGAACUUGUUCAAAUACCACAAGCAUGAGUAUGUGUGUUGUAUAGAUAUGCUUAUGUAUGGGUGUGAAUAUUUAUGUAUACAUGUGCUUUGUAUCUGUGUGUAUGAAUAUAUAUUGUUAAAUUGUGCUAAUAUAAUGUAACUUUGGAGGAUCUGCUAUAACACAUGAUAACAAUGGUUUGUAUCUAAUAGCAUACAUAAAAUACACUACAUUUUCUCCAAACUGUUUUCUUUCUAAGAGGCUGAAAGCUCAGAAUUACCAAUGACAGUAUGGCAGAAAAACAUCCACAGGCAUUGUACCCAAAUCUGCUGCUAUCUAAGAAGAGAUUUUCAUUGCAAGAUUGCUAAGAAGUGUAACAUCUGCAAACCUAGGUUGAAGUUACUGACUAGAAUAAGAAACUACUCUUGACUUGCUGAAUUGAAUCUUAAAAAUCUAAACUAGUUUGUUUACAUUGUUGUGUGUGUCUCUUUGGUAGAUGUCAUAAAAGAGAAUAGAAGGAUAACAGCAAAAUAAUGAAAGUGGUAGGUUUUUCUAAGUAAAUGUGCCACAAUUUCCAGAGAGAAACCUAGUGAAUUAACAAAUACCCUGGAGCUAAGUUCUUCAUCCACUGGUCAAGUGGACAAUUUUCACUUGGCAAACAGUAAAAUUUGAAAUUGAAAGGAAUCUCCUUAACACUGAAAACAAAACCUAAGUAGUAGCUCUCUGAAUGGUAGAAUUCAGUGGAAUUAAUCUGUGAGACACAAGCCUUGGGUUUUGUAUCAUCUCACCCAGAGGACUGCUAGCUGUGAGCUCAGAAUGCAAUGGGUAAAAAGCUGUGUAAGCUUAGAGAAGCGAUUCUUCACUCACUAGCUCACUCAGUCUUUUCUCAAAAGCUUGAGUGUGUCUUCUAGAUAAUCUCGUCACCCUUUCUGGUUGGCAUGUUUAAAAUUAGGUGUUGGGAGUUGGGCAGUAGUGCAGCGGGUUAAGCGUAGGUGGCAUAAAAUUAUGUGGUGCUUGAUAUUGUGAAACUUUUAAGAAUAUUUUGAGACAUAUGCAAAUGCAUUGCUGUUUGUAUAUACAUGUAAAAAUGUGUGUUAGAGAGAGCAGGGAAGAGUUCCGUGUCUGUCAUAAGACCUCUUCAAGCUGUUACACUGGAGAGACCACUCGCCUGAGGUUUCAUACGUGACUCAGAUCAAAGGCAUUGAUUUCUUUUUAAUGUUUACUCUUGCACUUCCUAUAUUUUUGUUCUCUGUGUAAUGCUUUUAAAAUUAUGAUACAUUUACUUUGUCUAACCUCUGGCUGUCAAUAUGAUAACAACUGUUCCUCCCAACUAGAAACUCUACUGUUAACUUGAUUUCUGUUUCAUUUCACAUGUACAGCCUCACUUGAUUGUCUCCUUUUCCUUUUCUGAAUUGAAUUCCACUUUUGCUCUUUUAAAUGAAGAAAUAGUAUAAAAAAAAAAAAAACCUUGUCUUCUCUGUUGAUACCUUAAUUAAUUUGAGCCAGAAUACUUUCCACUGUCCUCUCGGCACUUUAGGACUUCUGAAUGCCGGUAGAUGGAUGUACUCUGUGAAUGCAAUUUUGGAAGCAAACUCUUAAAAGCCUAUGUCGUUCUUGAAAGUCACCUGUACCUAUUGUGAAAAUGUGAAACUGUAUUUCUGAACCUGAAAUAAAUGCUAAUGUUUGAAGGAU